AUGAUAUCGUUUCUAACGUGGUUUCUUCGUGUACAGAUAAUCAAACGGCGCAAGUUGAAGCCCGCGAUACACUUGGACAAUCGGUACCGGUUAAUGAGAAACGAGCCGAUGCUGGACGCGGACGGAAAUGAAACCGAUCAAAUCGGCGAGGACGAAACUGCGCCACCUAGCCCAGACGAAAUGGAGGCCAUCAUGAAGGAAAAGGGUGACGAUUACUUCCUACCGAAGUUUAAAGUCACCGAAUGAGGUAGCCAUGCAUCGUAUUCGAAUCGUGUUUCUCGAGUUAGGUCACGCGCAACUUUGCCAUUAGUUAGAAGACCAGCCAGAUAAAAAGAUAGCUUGCGUGUUUAUAGAAAA
This is a messenger RNA of Frieseomelitta varia, 357 nucleotides long. RefSeq lists its product as uncharacterized. The transcript has a single exon. The coding region runs from base 1 to 246 and encodes 81 amino acids. The record is from RefSeq and is a predicted model, not a curated record. Lineage: Eukaryota; Metazoa; Arthropoda; Insecta; Hymenoptera; Apidae.